UCUCGUAAUCUGCAAUCAUCAAAGGUUCCUUCCUCGCGAAUAGGCCGACUUUUUCAUUACGGAGGCCUUGCUGCAUCGUUAGGCUAUGGCGCCGCAUCGGAAAUUAUCCGUCGUUCUGCUAACUCAUCUGGAGACGCUCCAGCCCAGCAAUCUCUGAUGAUGACGGAGGCGAAUAUCAAGCGGCUUGUAGACAAACUGUCUCAAAUGAGAGGCGCCGCUCUGAAACUUGGCCAGUUUAUGAGUAUACAAGACACGCAUCUAUUACCGCCUGAUGUGGACAAAAUAUUUAGACGAGUACAAGAUAGUGCCCACUACAUGCCAGACUGGCAGAUGGAGGAUGUUCUAACCGCCUCCCUCGGUCAUUCUUGGGCAGACAACUUUGCGUCAUUUUCUCGUGUGCCCUUUGCUGCAGCCUCUAUCGGCCAAGUACACCAUGCUGUACUAGCCGCGUCAUCGUCACCAACUGGUUCUGAGGAGACUGUCGCUGUCAAAAUUCAGUUUCCCAAUAUAGCAAACUCGAUAAAGAGUGACCUAGGAUAUGUCAAAAUGCUCCUAACUGCAGGUAGACUGCUGCCUAAAGGUUUAUUCCUGGAUAGAACGAUUGAAGUCAUGAAAGACGAACUUGCAGAUGAAUGCGACUACUCUCGAGAAGCCUCUUAUCUUAGGAAGUUUGAGUCUCAUCUGGGCGGGGACUCUAGAUACAGGGUACCUUGGGUAUGGGAACAUAGCACAGAGCGCGUACUGGUCAUGGAAUAUGUCGAAGGCAUAAGCGUGGGCGAUCCAGCGAUCAGUCUAUUAAGCCAGGGUGAAAGAGAUCAGAUCGCUGCACUUGUGAUUCAGUUGUGUCUCAAAGAACUAUUCGAAUUCAGAGUCAUGCAAACCGACCCAAAUUGGACCAAUUUCUUGUGGAACACAAAAUCGUCACAGCUUGCGCUCGUGGACUUUGGUGCUACAAGGGAGUAUACAAAGGACUUUAUGGACUCAUGGUUACGACUACUGCAGGCUGCUGCCUCGGAGGAUAGGGCUGCCUGUAUAGAGUGGAGUCUCAAAUUAGGAUACGUUACUGGCGAAGAAAACGAAGUCAUGCUAAACGCCCAUAUCGAUUCCAUGGUUCUACUCGCUACGCCUUUCAAAGCCUCAACUCCCCAACCAUUCACAUUUGGGCCAGGUUCCCAGUGGGCGGAAAUUACCACCAAGAUCCGAAACCAAAUACCUGUAAUGCUCAAACACAGACUUACCCCUCCCCCACGGGAAACGUACAGUCUGAAUCGGAAAUUGAGCGGGGCAUUCCUACUUGCGUCGAGAUUGAAUGCGACAGUGGAUACGAAGAGCUUGUGGGACAGCGUGGUCAAGGGUAGUAAAGAUACAGAAGAAUAACCAGUUCUUUAACAGUUAACAUUGUUCCCUCCUCUUCUGCGUUUACGUAUACGCGGCCUUUGGCUAUAUCUCGCCACGAAGUCACUUGUGGUCCUGGUACGAGCAGUGGCGAAUUCGUGUG
This is a messenger RNA of Serpula lacrymans var. lacrymans S7.9, 1498 nucleotides long. RefSeq lists its product as uncharacterized. The transcript has 9 exons. Gene Ontology annotation, molecular function: kinase activity. NCBI's taxonomy places the organism in Eukaryota, Fungi, Basidiomycota, Agaricomycetes, Boletales, Serpulaceae. Gene Ontology annotation, biological process: ubiquinone biosynthetic process. The coding region runs from base 157 to 1377 and encodes 406 amino acids. The record is from RefSeq and is a predicted model, not a curated record. Gene Ontology annotation, cellular component: extrinsic component of mitochondrial inner membrane.